Nelumbo nucifera (sacred lotus) is the source of this 435-nucleotide messenger RNA. Lineage: Eukaryota; Viridiplantae; Streptophyta; Magnoliopsida; Proteales; Nelumbonaceae. The record is from RefSeq and is a predicted model, not a curated record.
AUGAUUAUUCCAGAGAAGAACUGCAGAGAGAUCUCUAAGUACCUCUUCCAAGAGGAUGUUUGCUAUGCAAAGAAAGGCUUUAACCUUGCGAAGCACCCGAAAAUCGAUGUGCCGAAUCUGCAGUGUACACGUAUAUCAUGUGCAGAGAACAACCAGUUAGACAUGGCAUCAGAUUUCGUAGUCACUCUCUUUACCCACGCCCUAACCAUGGGUCCAUGGUACACUGCACCUAUCAAAUAUCAUCAACAAGAAACCAAGUAUCUUAGGCUGGAGGUGAUCAGCCUCGUCUUAAACAGAUUGGUCACCAAAGAAACACAAUCUGUCUCCAUGCAUGCAUCAGGAAACCAACAGCUUGUUGGCAAGUUGAAUGCCUAUGGCCUAAUAGGACAGCCAAGUUUUUCAGAAGAAAAUAGUGGAGAUCUUGGGGCAUUUUGA